UUCAAUUAAACUACUCCAAUUUAGAAAAAUGUUCAAAUAUUGCAUUUUGGUUGCUUUAGUUGCGUGUGCUGUAGCUGAGCACCACGCUUCUUCUUAUGCAUCAUUCAAUAAUCAUGUUGAACAUUCAUAUCACCACGAUGAUCAUCAUGAUCACCACGAACCACAUCAUCACCCAAAAUAUGAAUACAAAUAUGGCGUCGAGGACCACCACACCCAUGAUAUGAAGUCUGCUGAAGAGGAACGCGACGGGGAUGUCGUCAAGGGAUGGUACAAACUGGAGCAGCCCGAUGGCAGGACCCGUAUUGUUCAUUAUACUGCCGAUAAACACAAUGGCUUCAACGCUGAUGUCAAAUAUUCUGGUCAUGCCGACCAUCCUUAUCAUUAUUAA
Molecule: messenger RNA, 388 nt
Organism: Dalotia coriaria
Lineage: Eukaryota; Metazoa; Arthropoda; Insecta; Coleoptera; Staphylinidae
Product: adult-specific cuticular protein ACP-20-like
Exons: 2
Coding region: 29-388 (119 amino acids)
Cellular component (GO): extracellular matrix
Source: RefSeq, a predicted model, not a curated record